CGAGAGAAACGCUUGACCGCGAGCUCGCAGAUGAGCGGCGGGACAUCUCACACGUAGUAGUCUAGGCUACAUGACAGGAUAUAUCAAACCGCCUGAUCAAAGUGGAAAUUUGGGCCAAGAGUGCAAUGUUUCAGACUUUCGAUGUAACGAUGACAAUCUGCGUCGCUGAAAUCCAACCGGAGAGGGGCAGAAAGACUGUUUGACUAUGUCAAGCUUGCCUUUAGCGUUGGCUGUGUUUUCAACCUGAUCGACCAAUGCUGUUAGAGCGUUUAUUUGGCACCGCACUUUAAUUUAGCUUAGCUUAAACUUUGACUCAUCAAGAGGCUGUGGUUUCAUCUCAUUUGGAAGCCCCAGAGACGAAAGAAUGGCGACUCAAAACGACUGCUGCGUUAAGGUCUCUUUAAGGAUCCGGCCUCAGAUGGCGAAGGAGAAGAUUGAGGGGUGUCACAUCUGCACGUUGGUGACCCCUGGUGAGCCCCAGGUGCUUCUGGGUAAAGACAAGGCCUUCACGUACGACUUUGUGUUCGACAUCGACGCCCAGCAGGAGUCCAUCUACAGGGCAUGCGUCCACAAACUCAUCGAGGGAUGCUUCGAGGGCUACAACGCCACAGUGUUCGCCUACGGACAGACGGGCUCAGGGAAGACGUACACGAUGGGCACGGGCUUUGACAUGAAUGUGAGUGCGGAGGAGCAGGGCAUCAUCCCACGCGCCGUGCACCAGCUGUUCCAGGGCAUCCAGCAGCGGCGUGACGACGCCCAGGCGGCAGGGACGCAGGCCCCAGAGUUUAAAGUCAGCGCCCAGUUCCUGGAGCUGUAUAACGAGGAGAUCCUGGACCUGUUCGACAGCUCGCGUGAUCCUGAGUCCCGUGGCAGGAAGUCCAACAUCAAGAUCCACGAAGACAGCAGCGGUAGCAUCUACACCACCGGUGUCACGUCACGCCUCGUUGCUUCCGAGGAGGAGCUGCUGCAGUGUCUGAAGCUGGGCGCUCUGUCCCGCACCACAGCCAGCACGCAGAUGAACGCCCAGAGCUCACGCUCCCACGCCAUCUUCACCAUCUACCUGUGCCAGAUGAGGGUCUGCUCACACUUGAUGAACGGCUCUGCGGACGCCCAGAUGAACGGCGUCUCGGACGGUCCCAUCUCCCAGCCGGAGUACGAGACGCUCACCGCUAAGUUCCACUUUGUGGACCUGGCAGGUUCUGAGCGUCUGAAGCGCACCGGCGCCACAGGAGAGCGGGCACGAGAGGGCAUCUCCAUCAACUGCGGCCUGCUGGCCCUGGGUAAUGUGAUCAGCGCUUUGGGAGACCAGACUAAGAAAGGUGGACACGUGCCUUACAGAGACUCCAAACUGACCCGCCUGCUGCAGGACUCACUGGGGGGCAACAGCCGUACGGUGAUGAUCGCGUGUGUGAGCCCGUCGGACCGAGACUUCAUGGAGACGCUGAACACACUGAAGUACGCCAACCGGGCGCGCAACAUCAAGAACAAGGUGGUGGUCAACCAGGACAAGACCAGCCAGCAGAUCAGCGCUCUCCGGGCCGAGAUCGCCCGACUGCAGAUGGAGAUCAUGGAGUAUAAAGCGGGGAAGCGUGUUGCGGGCGAGGACGGUUCCGAAGGCUUCAGUGACCUGUUCCAGGAGAACUCGAUGCUGCAGCGUGAGAACGACACUCUGCGCAUGCGGAUCAAGGCCAUGCAGGAGACCAUCGACCACCUCAACACACGCGUCACCCAGCUGCUCAGCAACGAGGUCAACCUGCUGCUCACUAAGACAGGUGAGGGCAAUGAGGAGAUCGGGGCUCUGAUCCAGAACUACAUCAGAGAGAUCGAGGAGCUCAGGUCUAAGCUGUUGGAAAGCGAGGCGAUGAAUGAGUCGUUGCGUCGCAAUGUCUCUCGUCUGUCCGCACGCUCCCCUUACUCCGCCUCCCACGCCCCGUCCCCUGGACACCCCAUGGGCUCCUCCCCCUCCGUCUCCAUGGAAGCGGAGAUGACGGACGUGCUCCGCCGGGCGAAGCUGGACAUCGAGCGCCUAAAGAAGAAGGAGCGGAAUCAGAGCCGAAAAAGCCCAGACAAAGACAAGGGGCUGAAGAAAAGAGCGAAGCUUCUGGACCAGGAGAAUGGAGGGAACCGAGAGAACGGAACCAACCGAGAAAACGGUCUGCUCAUGGGAGGAGACUCCGAUGAGAACAACAUAGAGGAGGAUGGCAUGUACCCUCUGCAGGAGGAGGACCAGGAGGAGAGCGGCUGUGACGAGGAUGAGGAAGAUGACGAAGACGAGGCCAGGGAGGAAGAGGAGGAGUUUGACAGCGACGAGAGCCUGGUGGACUCGGAGUCCGACUCUGACGAGAAAGUGAGUUUCCAGGCGGACCUUGCGGACCUGACAUGUGAGAUUGAGAUCAAGCAGAAGCUGAUCGACGAGCUGGAGAACAGUCAGCGGCGCCUGCUCAUGCUCAAGCUGCAGUACGAGGAGAAGCUCAUCCUGCUGCAGAACAAGAUCCGCGACACUCAGCUGGAGCGGGACCGCGUCCUCCAGAACCUCAUGUCCAUGGAGAACUACACAGAGGAGAAGGCGAGCCGUAUCCGUGCGGACUACGAGAAGCGUCUGAAGGAGAUGAACCGCGACCUGCUAAAGCUGCAGACGGCGCAGAAGGAGCACGCGCGGCUACUCAAGAACCAGAGCCGCUAUGAGAGGGAGCUCAAGAAGCUCCAGGCCGAGGUGGCCGACAUGAAGAAGGCCAAGGUGGCGCUGAUGAAGCAGAUGAAGGAGGAGCAGGCGAGGAGGCGUAUGGUGGAGGCCAAGAGGAACAGGGAGAUCGCCCAGCUCAAGAAGGAGCAGCGCAGGCAGGAGUAUCAGAUCCGUGCUCUAGAAUCCCAGAAGCGGCAGCAGGAGAUGGUGCUGCGCCGUAAGACCCAGGAGGUGACAGCACUGCGGAGGCUGGCCAAGCCCAUGUCGGAACGCGUGGCCGGCAGGUUACCACGGCGGCCACAUAGCGCAGACUCUGGGGCCGAGCUCUCGGCCAGCACAGCCACCUCGUCUGAACCCGAGUCCACGCGGUCCGUUUCCAGCAUCGUGCGCCAGUGGAACAGCAAAGUCAACGGAUACCUUGGGGAGACCGUCAGUGGGGGUCGCCCAGUCAGCAGCCGUAAGAAGUUCCAGCGGAAGGGAGUGAGCACCCCCUUCUCCAAGUCGGCGCGGCAGAAGUGGCAGACGCUGGAGAGGAGGGUGACUGACAUCGUCAUGCAGAGGAUGACCAUCAGCAACGUAGAGGCCGACAUGGACCGUCUCAUCAAGAAACGCGAGGAGCUGUCCGUGCAGCAGGAGGCGCUGUUGCGUAAGCGUGAGAUGCUGCUGAGUGACCGGGCUCCAGGGCAGGAGGUGGAGGCGGAGCGGACUGUGCAGGAGAUGAACGAGGAGAUCGAGGUGUUCAAUGCCAACAUCGACUACAUCAACGACAGCCUCUCCGACUGCCAGGCCACCAUCGUGCAGAUCGAGGAGACCAAGGAUGAGCUGGACUCAGUGGACACGUCGGUGGUCAUCAGCUCGUGCUCGCUAGCUGAGGCACGGCAUCUCCUGGACCAUUUCCUCAAGGCCUCCAUAGACAAGGGGCUGCAGGUGGCCCAGAAGGAGGCUCAGAUCAGACUGCUGGAAGGUCAGCUGAGACAGACGGACGUGAUUGGCUCCUCACACAAUCACAUGAUCCUGGAGGCGCUGAGGGAGAAGGGCGAGUGCAUCCCUGAACUGCACGUGCUCAUACACAACGCACAGCUGGAGAAUGGCUACGCCAGUACUGAUGAAGAGGCCUCUGAGUUCAGCCAGGCAUCAGAGGGCAGUCUCUCUCUGAUGAAGAGCUCAGCCAGUCAAGAUGACUUCAAACUAAAGGUGGAGUCCAGUCUGUGUGCGCAGAUAAAGGCGGUGUCCGCGGAGUACCUGGGCCCCCUGCUGGACCCCAGCACUAAGAACAUCACCAAGUCGCUGGCCUCCCUCACGGACAUCCAGGAGAACGGGCUGGCCUUCUCCACCCGGGAGACCCUGUCCAGGGAGCGCGUGUCCCGCACCAUCAGCCUCCCCGUCCGUGGACACACCUUUCCUAGACAGUCCAGAGGCGCAGACACAUCUCCUUUGACCCGGAGGAAGUCUUAUGAUCGAGGAUCACCCUAUAGGCCUGCUGAGGUGGGCUACACGCCACCCUCCUCCCCCCCACUCCGCACGCGCAACGACCGCAACGUCUUCUCCAGACUGACCAGCAACCAGAGCCAGGGAUCAGCGCUGGACAAGUCGGAUGACAGCGACUCCUCUCUCUCGGAGGUGCUCAGGGGUGUGAUCAGUCCCACGGGGGGGCUGAAGGGGGGGCGUACGGCACCCCUGCAGUGUGUGGCGGUGGCCGAGGGUCACUCCAAACCUGUGCUCUGCCUGGACGCUACCGACGAGCUGCUCUUUACCGGCUCCAAGGACCGCACGUGUAAGAUGUGGAACCUGGUGACUGGGCAGGAGAUCGUGACGUUGCGGGGUCACCCCAAUAACGUGGUGUCGGUCAAGUACUGCCCCAGCUCUGGACUUGUGUUCAGUGUGUCCACCUCCUACAUCAAGGUCUGGGACAUCAGGGACUCGGCCAAGUGUGUGCGCACACUCACGUCGUCUGGUCAGGUGGUGUCUGGAGACGCGUGUGCGGGCACUACCACGCGCACCAUCACCACGGCGCAGGGCGAGUACCAGAUUAACCAGAUCAACCUCAACCCUGCAGGCACUGUGCUCUACGCAGCCACAGGAAACACCGUCCGGACCUGGGACCUCAACAGGUUCCAGGCCACAGGGAAGCUAACCGGCCACAUCGGCUCUGUGAUGUGUCUGACUGUGGGCCACUCCGCCAGAGGGAAGGACCAGGUCAUCACCGGCUCUAAGGACCAUUAUGUGAAGGUGUUUGACGUUGCUGAGGGCACACAGGGUAACAUAGGCCCUGCCCACAACUUUGAGCCGCCGCACUACGACGGCAUCGAGUGCCUGGCCAUCUACGGCGACGUGCUCUUCAGUGGUUCCCGUGACAACGGCAUCAAGAAGUGGGACCUGGAACAGCAGGAACUGAUCCAGCAAAUCCCCAACGCCCACAAGGACUGGGUGUGUGCCCUGGCUUACGUGCCCGGGAGGCCCAUGCUGCUGAGCGGGUGCCGGGGCGGCAUGCUGAAGGUGUGGAACGUCGACAACUUCACCCCCAUCGGCGAGAUCAAAGGUCACGACAGCCCCAUCAACGCCAUCUGCACCAACUCCAAACAAAUCUUCACCGCCUCCAGUGACUGCCGGGUGAAGCUGUGGAGCUACGUGCCGGGGCUGACCCCCUGUCUCCCGCGUAGAGUUCUGGCCAUCAAGGGCCGAGCCACCAGCCUCCCCUGAGCUCCUCUUCCUCCGCCUCCUCCUCCUGCUGCUGUGACAUGUGCGUGAAGAUCUGGUCAGCAAAGAGGUGAUACACCACAUGCUUUGAUGAUCUCCGUGACGACUGCUAAUUUGAUGGCUCCUGCCGAAGGGUGCUGACAUCAUGUCCUCGUCCCUCUCCCUCUCUCCCUGCCCGUCAGAUGGCGGGUGGGGGUCAGGGCAGCGGGAUCAGAGGACCAGUGGUUUCACAGCGCUGGAGGAUGAGGCCAAUGGACUGACCGAUGUGUUCAAACAGAAAGGGGAAAACACAGCUCUGAAGAUUCUCCAUUAAAGAUGAAGACACUCUCACACACACACACACACACACACACACACACACACUGUCUUUCUCUCACUUUCAUUCGUAUGUGCCGAAAUAACAUUCAUUAUUACUGAAAAAUCAUUACUGCCAUCCUCAUACAUACAGUAGUUCUUCUAACAUUUGGGACAAAUCUGGACAUUCAACUGGACACACACACACACACACACGCAAGAAGUGCUGUCUUUGUGUGGAUUUAAGUGCCACACACACACACACACACACACACACACACAAGGUGCACUCUCUUUUUCGAGGAUUUAAGUGCCAUUCUGGUACUGUGUGUGUGUGUUAACUUUGACUGCAAACACUUUCCUCCUCACACAUAAAGUAGAAAUCAAUCAAAUGGACACACACACACAAACACACAUACACACACAGGAAGCACUCUUGUGCUUUUCCGUGAGGUUGAAAGAGACAUCUGUUGACGCAUCUGCUGGCUGUGUGUGUAUUCAUUAGGAGGACUCAGCCUGCAGCCAACAUGUGCUGUCGGUGCCACAGGGCCGACUCACUCUCCACUCCUCACCUGGCCUUCAUAGAGGAAGAUGGAGCCCCGUAGAGUACUCAACCACAAACAUGACACAGCAGUUUGGCCUUUAUAGAGGAAGAUGGAGCCCCGUGGAGUGCUAAACCACAAACAUGACACAGCAGUUUGGCCUUCAUAGAGGAAUAUGGAACCCCAUAGAGUGCUCAACCACAAACAUGACACAGCAGUUUUUUUUUUUGUUUUUUUUAAAGGUGGAUCUGUCUGUCCACCAUUGUCCUUCUCACUGGGGUCUGCCCUGUGACCUCGUGAGCCAACCUGUGGCCACCUUAACGUUUGACCUGAGCCUCUCAGUGCACAUUGGUGUGGUGUGCUGACGGACAUCCUAGUCUUAGAUGUAGCGUCUCCCUUCCUGUUCAUUCCCAGUCUUAGAUGUAGUGUGCGUGUGCGUGCGUGUGUGUGUGCGUGUGUGUGUCUCUAUUCCUGGUCAUUCACUGCCCAUCUUCUGUUCUCUACCUCAGCUGGCUCUAAGUAGCCGUUAGAUUAUUUAUUUGGUUUGGAGAGGUAGGUUUGGAGGAGGUGUGUGUAUGUGUGUGUGUGUGUUGUAUUAGUGCUAAGUAGUAGUUGUCGUACACAUCUCCGUUCUCAGUAUUUUUUACACUCAGUCUGUUCAGCAAGUCCUGUGUUCUCUGCUGUUCUCUGCAGAGCUGUUCUCUGCUGGCCCGUGUCUGUCUACAAUAGGGGUGGGAGAGAUUCAUACUUACCAUAUGAUAUUCAAUUAGGUGUGUGUGUGUGUGUGUGUUAAACGGAGGUGGUGUUGCCUGCCGUUUAAGCAGCGGUUGGACUUUUCCCUGGGCGGCAGACCCAGCAGUGAGGUCAGAGUACCAGAUCAUUACUAGCCCACCACUGCAGGAGACUACUUAACGCUGUGUGUGUGUGUGUGUGUGUGUGUGUGUGUGUGUAUGUGUUGCCUGGCUGGUUGGUUGUUCCUACUAGUAGGAGAACAGCAGGAAUAAGCAGGUUGACCCAGGUGCUUCUCCUCUAGUGGAAAAUCCAAGCACAUAGCUCAUUACACACACACACACACACACACAAAAGGGUCUAUGUUUUCACUGGAAAUGUGUGUAUGUAAGUUUUCUUGCCUCUGUGUGUGUGUGUGCAUGUGUGUGUGUGCGUGUGCAUCUACCACACCCGCUGUUGCUGCUUGUUUUUGUAAAAGACUUUGAUGAUAAGCAGGGGCGUAGUGUGCUCACAACUAGGUCAGAGCUGUGUGUGUGUGUGUGUGUGUGUGUGUGUGUGUGUGUUUCCCCCACACACUGCUGAGUCUUCUUGGCUGAUUAAAUGAAGCGCAGCACAGCGCGUCUGCGGCUCGUCCUCUUCCACAGGAAGUGUCUUGCCUGACAGGCCUGCGUGGGCGAGCAGCAGCACAACCAGGAGGAUUGUGGGUAUUUUUAGGACCUCCAUCUCUCCGCACCACAGCAGACAUUCCACCAUUCCCUACACACACACACACACACACAGGGCUCUAGUGUGUGAUUAAUGAAACAUAUUUACCACUCUAAUCGGCCAAUCCUGUCCCAGCACCCUUGGCGGCUCAUUAUCCUCUCUGCCCCCUCAGCAUCAGCACCGCCACACACACACCACACAGGCCGGGGCAGCGCGGGCCAGAAAAGGCCCACAUCAGGCCCAGAUCAGAGCCGGUUCUGUGCCAGAUUAGUGCCAUCAGAAUAGAGCUGACCUUGAUUAGAGCCGGUUCUAUGCCAGAUCUGUCCUGUAGUCAGCCACUGUGUCAGAUAUUGACCGCAGGGUGAAGUGAAGUGUUGACCUCAUUAAACUGUAGCCUAUGGGAAAGGCCAGCAGAGGCAUGUUGUUGACCGUGUAUUGGUCCCCUUGUGAAAAUUAAAAUAAGAACUUAUCUUCCGUCCCUCUCUUUCCCCCCCCUCCCUGCCUCCCUCUCUCUCCCCCUUUAUCUCUCUCUCCCUUCCUCCCCCUCU
Messenger RNA from Alosa sapidissima (American shad), 8198 nucleotides. It is a transcript of the gene kif21b, whose product is annotated as kinesin family member 21B. Gene Ontology annotation, biological process: mitotic spindle organization; microtubule-based movement. Lineage: Eukaryota; Metazoa; Chordata; Actinopteri; Clupeiformes; Clupeidae. The coding region runs from base 365 to 5383 and encodes 1672 amino acids. The transcript is spliced from 35 exons. Gene Ontology annotation, molecular function: ATP binding; microtubule binding; microtubule motor activity. The record is from RefSeq and is a predicted model, not a curated record.